UGUCAACAAAGAUGGAUGCGCCAACGCCAAAACGAGCUAAAGUGCAGAAGACUUUGAAAAGCUUUUAUCCCUGCUGUAUUCGCCACAAGCCUGAUAAACAUUUUCAUCUAUGGAUUAUACGACACAGCAACACACAGAGAAUGUAACCAGUGUGAACAAUACUUACAUUACACUGAACACAACGGCUGCUGAAAUCAGGGAGCUGACGUUAGAAGACGUUUUAUACAUGCAUAUAGAGCCUCUAUUUAUCGUCUGCAGAUACGUUCACUUAUUAUGGUAUUUUGUCGGAUUCUUCGGCAACAUCACUUCCGCGGUGAUCUGGAACACCCCGCACAUGUAUAACGUUUGCUCAUCCGCGCACUAUUUGGUCACCAUUUCCAUAUGCGACGUUUUGUGUCAGCUGUUCCACAUCACGUAUUACCUGAAACACUUUUGGAGGAUCGAAAGCCUGGGAGAAGAAAACGUAUGCGACUUUUGGAGCAUUCUUUACAUGAUUCCUCUCUACAUCAGCGAACUACUUUUACUCGGAUUAACAAUCGAAAAACUGAUAUCUAUCCGCAACCCAUUCCGAAGCGGGUGGUUUUCCCGCCAUCAGCGCGCGCCAAAAGAGAUAGUUUGGAUUGUAACGUGCGUGACGGUGCUGUCGUUGUUACAGGCUUACAUAUGGCAGGUGGACAGUAGGGACUAUUGCGACGAUAUUCGAGAAAACCGCAUGGAAUUCCGCAUCUGGAAUUGGUUAUGCGACGUCUUUAUUUACAUAAUAACACCCGUGACGGUUGUGGUAAUUGUUUUUAAAAUUCUACGCGAAGCUAAGCAUUCCAUAAUCGGCGUGAGUCACCGUCAUCAAGGUCGUGUUAACGUCACUCGCACGUUACGUCAGUCGACUAUUGUAAUUAUACGUUUAUCGUUGUUUAGAGUUUGCGUUACGAUCCCUGCGACUUGUGUGCAUUUUCUACUGCACGUUAAGUAUUUUAGCCCGUCAAGUUUGCCACAUGUAUUCUCAUCCAGUGACGUCAACGACAGUGAAACAUGGCAACGGUUUAUAAAGCUUUAUACGGCGAAGUACACUUUAGAACUAUUGUCCAGUGCAAAAUAUGCAUUGGGAGUAUUUGUCUUUGCAUUAUCAUGUCGCCAUUUUAAAAGAGACUUUAAAGCUAGGGUUCAAAAUUUAGCACGCACCACGUACAUAAGUUUAUGUAAGAUAAUGACGUAUAUUCGAGAAAAAAUAAAUUCCUACAGGGAAGACGAAUUCAAUGCGCCCAAUUGAUAUUGAUGUCUGCUUUUAAUAAAUUUCAAAAUCAAGUUUAUAGUUUUGCUUAAAUAGAAGUAGUAGUAAUUAUAACGCACAUAGUCGUUACAAUAACGUUUAUAUGUGUUGUGGUGCCUUUACCUUUUGUUGAUGUUGCUGAUUUGAUUGUAAAAAGCAUAAUGAUUGAAAACUAUGGCAAGAGGGUCAACGCAAAUGAUGCAUCUGUCGGGUUUAGCGACAGUUGGAAUUGGAAAAGACGUAUUUUUGUUGCCCUUUUUUAAGAAGCGGUACUUCUUGUCCAAAUUAUAUCUUCUUCGUUUAAUAUCAUAAAUGUUAACAUAAGU
Messenger RNA from Dreissena polymorpha, 1593 nucleotides. RefSeq lists its product as uncharacterized. Bases 110 to 1267 code for a protein of 385 amino acids. Gene Ontology annotation, biological process: G protein-coupled receptor signaling pathway. Gene Ontology annotation, molecular function: G protein-coupled receptor activity. Gene Ontology annotation, cellular component: plasma membrane. The transcript is spliced from 2 exons. The record is from RefSeq and is a predicted model, not a curated record. NCBI's taxonomy places the organism in Eukaryota, Metazoa, Mollusca, Bivalvia, Myida, Dreissenidae.